Molecule: messenger RNA, 1193 nt
Organism: Saprolegnia diclina VS20
Lineage: Eukaryota; Oomycota; Saprolegniomycetes; Saprolegniales; Saprolegniaceae
Exons: 4
Coding region: 14-1129 (371 amino acids)
Source: RefSeq, a predicted model, not a curated record
AUUUUCCGAGACGAUGGACGUCGCUGCGCCCAAGCCCCGCGGCCGGCCGCCCAAGUCCAAGCGCCCGCAGUCGGCCGCCGAGAUGAAGGAGCACCAGCGGCUCCAGAACCGCCUCAAGCAGCAGCGCUUCCGCGAGCGCUUCUUCAUCGAGCGGGACGCGCUCCAGGACCAGCUCCACGCGCUCCAGGCCGAGGUCGCCGCGCUGCCCAAGCCCACGACCAAGAUCACCAAGGCGCUACCGUGGAGCGAGAUUGCGUCCAUCUUUGCCGAAGCGUCCAACGAAGCGCUUGAGGAGCACCGUGGCUUGAAGGCCAAGCAGCGCAAGCUGCUCCAGCUCAGCGAGCGCAUGGCAGCCUGGGUCGCGUCCAUGUCCUCGACCGUCGCGCCGAAAACGCUUCCGAAAGGCACAGUCUGGGGCCAAACGACGCUGCUCGCCGAGCCAACGAGCCGCCGGCUGGGCCUCGACUGGUACAGCCAGCAUUUACUUCACAACACGGACCGGAUGCUGCAGUACAGCGAGUUUCCGACGCAUGGGAACCUCGCGGAUACCGUGAUCCUCGAUGGGCAGCACGACUCGGUCAAUGUUGUCAUGCGUAUCCAGCACGAGUUUGAUCUGCCGCUGGACGCCGUCAUGACGGGCAUGCGCGACCCGAUCUGGUCGCUGCUCCGCGGCGACACGCGGCCGUACAUGGUCGAAUUUAUGAACGAAGAGCUGGUCCAGAGCAUUGAUACCAACAUGAUUUACCGCCGCACAGUGUUCAACCCGGAAGAGUCGAGCUACUACGUCUGCCGCGAAUUCUCGACGCCCGACCGCAUCGUCUUUGUGACGGGCAACUUUUACCAGGACGAGCUCCUGCCCUCGAAUUUGCAGUGGUGCAACCGCAUGUGCUGGUUUGUCCUCGAGCGUGUGUCGCCGACCAAGACGCGGCUCCGCGCGGUCUUCUUCAACGCGUCGUACAUUGUCGAUGGCCGCCACAUCUCGUGGCGCGAAGACGCGGCCAUGUCCGAAUUUGAUUUGGGCGACGGCUCGGAGGAAGCGCAGAUGCUCCGCUUCAAACAAGCACUCGAAGAGGCGUACUACCCGAUGGUCCACACCGACCACCACACGCUCCUCGAGUGGGCUCUGUAGUCGCAUCAUGUACACAAGAAAUGCCGAUGCCACGUUGUACAUUGUGUGUUUGCAUGAACUGAAA